UUCCUUCCAAGACAUCCAAAGCACAAGAGCAUAGAAAGAAGUAGCAGUGCGUUUCAAGAAUUCUCUCUCUUUCUUUCCCUUUCUGUCUCUCCAUUCAAUCGAGAGAAAGUUCAGUGAACCAUUGGAAGGAGACCCAUAAAGACAACUUUUUUUUUUAUUUGCCAUGCCAGACAUGGCGGAUGGGUCCUCCACAAGACCCCCACAAAUCUCCGAGAUGUUCCAGAAAUUCGCCCUUUCCUUCAAGACUAAAGCUUUCGAGUUCUUUGCCGACGAGGAUGGUAUCAAUAAUGAAGAAACUGAUGGUUUCACUCUCCUCGACUCCGCCGAGGAUUUCAUUCCUGACCAGAAAGUCAUCAUUCUCAAGCCCGAUAGGCCAAUCCAUCAAAAUCAGGAUUCACCGGAGAGCAAUUCGCGAUUUUCGUCUUCUUCGUUUAAUUCUGGAAUUGGACACGCUGAUACCCAGACGACCCACGCUUUGAUUUCUUCGGUAUUCGCUGCCGUUUCGUCGUUUGAAGCUUCGUAUCUGCAAAUGCAGACGGCGCAUGUACCGUUUAAUGAGGAGGGCAUAAAAGUUGCUGACAGGGCUUUAGUAUCGAAUUUGCAGAGAUUAUCUGAUCUCAAGCAGUUUUAUAGGGAAAUUUGUAGGAAUCCUGAGUUUGGUGCUGAGUUGCCAAUUGGGUCUCACUUGGAAACUCAAGUGCAAGAGAAUCAGAGCAAGCUGAGAAUUCUUGGGACUGUUUCGAACCGGUUACAGGAAGAAAUUGAUAAAAAAGAUAACGAUGUUUUGGCUUUGAGGAGGAAACUGGGCGAGAUACAAAAGUUCAAUUCGAAGCUGUCGAAGAGGUUAUCCGGUAAUUUGAAUAGUUCUUCUUGUGAAGUUUUGUGUUCUCUUAAAGUCUUUGAUUCUGUGCUGCAUGAUGUUUGCAAAGCUUCACAUAAGUUUACUAAGGUUUUGAUUGAUUUGAUGAGAAAAGCUGGGUGGGAUUUAGAUUUAGCCUCGAAUUCGAUUCAUUCUGGUGUUGAAUUUGCAAGGAAAGGGAAUAGAAAGUAUGCAUUUUUGUCAUAUGUUUGUCUGAGAAUGUUUCGUGGGUUUGAUUUAGAAGGAUUUGGUUCAGGUGAUGAGUACCAAGAGUUCUGUAACGGUCAUAUUUCAGAUUCAGUCAAUACUAACAGUUCAUUGAAGCAAUUACUCGAGCAUGUAUCAAGCAAUCCGAUGGAAUUGCUAAGUAGUCAUCCUACUUGUGGGUUUUCAAAGUUUUGUGAAAGGAAGUACCAAGAGCUUAUUCAUCCAACAAUGGAGUCUUCAAUUUUCAGCAAUUUGGAUCACAACGAAGUUGUCCUAGAUUCAUGGAGGUCAUUGAGUAUAUUCUAUGAAUUGUUUGUCAACAUGGCUAGUUCCAUUUGGAUACUUCAUAAGCUUGCCUUUUUGUUCGAUCCUGUGGUUGAAAUUUUCCAAAUGGAAAGAGGGGUUGAUUUUUCAAUGGUAUACAUGGAAGAUGUAACAAGGAAAUGUGCCUUGUCAGAUAAAACCAGGGCGAAGGUGGGUUUUACAGUUGUUCCGGGUUUCAAAAUUGGGAGAACAGUGAUUCAGUCCCAGGUUUAUUUUUGUGGCUUGAAUUGUACAGAGUAGUAGGCUGCGCUUCCUUUUGUGUACAAAGGUAUGAACUAUGAGUAUUCAGAAUGUGAAGGUGCAAAAAAGGGCAAAUUAAACAGAAGAAAAAAGUUUGUGUUUUUUUUCCUUGCGAAAUCUUCAUAUGACAGACCUUGGAGGACUUGGAUUGUAGAGUAAUCAUAGUGACAUGAGAAUCCAAAUGGCUUGGGUUGCCGUUUCAAACAUUCAACAGAUGUCUUAACUAUGUUGAUGAUGCAUCCAUGGCAUAAACACUCGGAGUGCUGCGCACAACCGCACAGGGAAUGGCUAUAGCCUAUAGUAUGAAGGUGUUUUUGGUUAUCUUCUGACAUUCAGCUACAAUAUCAUGUUGGUUCUGAAAGUUACUUCCCUUUUUUUAGGGUUUUUUUUCUUCCCUUUACUCUCAUGUAAAAGUGCUGUAAAGUUUUCCCCUUUUUUUACUCUUUUGUUACUUGUUGUGAGCUCUUCUAACACAAAAUUGUAUUACCGAGUUGUGUAUCACAGUGUAGUUCCACAUUCCACAAUAUAGCAGCUUUAAUUCAAAGUCGAAUUCUUUCCUCUACAGUUAUAUUUA
This is a messenger RNA of Tripterygium wilfordii, 2204 nucleotides long. Its product is annotated as protein GRAVITROPIC IN THE LIGHT 1. Gene Ontology annotation, biological process: negative gravitropism; response to red or far red light. The record is from RefSeq and is a predicted model, not a curated record. Bases 164 to 1630 code for a protein of 488 amino acids. The transcript has a single exon. NCBI's taxonomy places the organism in Eukaryota, Viridiplantae, Streptophyta, Magnoliopsida, Celastrales, Celastraceae.